Chelonoidis abingdonii (Abingdon island giant tortoise) is the source of this 1028-nucleotide messenger RNA. RefSeq names its product telomerase RNA component interacting RNase (gene TRIR). Lineage: Eukaryota; Metazoa; Chordata; Testudines; Testudinidae. Gene Ontology annotation, molecular function: 3'-5' exonuclease activity; 5'-3' exonuclease activity. The record is from RefSeq and is a predicted model, not a curated record.
GCGGACAAGAUGGCGGCCCGAGGGGGACGGGCGGCGGCGGCGGCUCCCCAGGGCCCGGGCGGCGUCAACAUCUUCGCCAACGACGGCAGCUUCCUGGAGCUCUUCAAGCGCAAGAUGGAGGCGGAGCAGCGGGGCCGGGAGGCGCCGGCCCAGGGCCGAGAGCGCCGCCGCACGGGGACGGGAGACCGCGCGCCCGGUGAGUCCCGCUGGCGACAGCAGCGGGGGCGCCGAGGAAAAAGAGACGGAGCGCGCUCAACUUCCUUCGUGGGCAAGCGGAGAGGUGGCAACAAACUAGCCCUGAAGACAGGAGUGGUAGCAAAGAAGCAAAAGACUGAGGAGGAGGUUUUGACAAGUAAAGGAGAUGCCUGGGCCAAAUACAUGGCAGAAGUGAAAAAAUACAAAGCCCACCAGUGUAGCGAUGACGACAAAACGAGACCCCUUGUUAAAUAGCCCUUCUUUCCGCUGACGGCCACGAGGACGCUCUGUUGUACAUACUUAUUUAAAACAGCGAAGGAGGGUAGCUAGGCACUGCGAACUUAACACAGCUGUUUCUAGCGUUGGCUCCAGUGGAUGGUUCCCACAGACGUUUUUUAUAUACCCAGGCACACCGAGACUCUCAUUAGUCUGUCGUUUACUUAGUUUUGGUUUUGUUGGUUCCUGCUGGGAAGUACGGACUCUGAAUUAGUUGUAGCUUUUCUUUUUUUUUAAAAGAAUCCAAAGUAGUGGAAUCCCAACAAUGUUGUGUGUUUCUGCAGCUCUCAAAGCAAAAUCUAAUCACCAGCUCUCGCGUGUGAUACAACUCGCUUCCACAUCCGUACACAACCAAGAACCUGUCCCACCACCCCUGCUCUUCCCUCUCACCCUCCGAGGACUCCAGCCGUCUCAGCAAGUUGAGCUUCAUACUAGCUAACUUCUUUGAAUAGAAAUUGUAGGCGGUAGAUGGCAGGCGUCAAACUCCAUUAUUAAAGGUAAAUGUGGAUGCCGCAGUUGCAUUUACUCAUUAAAGACUUUGGAUAUUUUUAAGCUGC